Scaptodrosophila lebanonensis is the source of this 1256-nucleotide messenger RNA. RefSeq names its product 39S ribosomal protein L3, mitochondrial (gene mRpL3). NCBI's taxonomy places the organism in Eukaryota, Metazoa, Arthropoda, Insecta, Diptera, Drosophilidae. The record is from RefSeq and is a predicted model, not a curated record. The transcript has 4 exons. Gene Ontology annotation, biological process: translation. Gene Ontology annotation, molecular function: structural constituent of ribosome. Gene Ontology annotation, cellular component: ribosome; mitochondrial large ribosomal subunit. Bases 115 to 1200 code for a protein of 361 amino acids.
UUUUAUCGCACGCAUGUGUGUUUCGCAACAGGGUCUGGCUUUAUUUUGAAAUUUAUCCAUCAAUUCGGUGCGUUUUUUAUUUAUAGUUUUUACAUGUGAAUACUAAAAUAAACUAUGCUUCGCACUGUUAUAUCCGACUUGGCGCGUUUGCGUCUGGGCAAUGGCAGCGUUUCUAUUACACAAGUUCGUGAGAAAGGCCAUCUUAACCGGCCGCGUCUACGCAAUCCUCAUUGGUUUUUACGCAAAAAGCGCACAGUGCACGAUGACUUUGUUACAUCGGAGAACCGUAAUUUCGUCAAAGAAGUGUUACACCACACUUAUAACUCAUCAGCUUUGACCAGAGAUGAACAAACUCACGAAAAAAAGCUGACUAACGAAACAAUUCCCGAAAAACAGCCCUGGUCCCAGGAAUUACGCCGAUGCGGAGUAAUAGCACGCAAAAUUGGCCAAUACCCAUUGUGGCUUAAAAAUGGAGAAAAAAUACGCACCACCCUAUUGCAGGUUGUGGACAAUCAUGUGAUUAAGUACGUGCCACCUGAGGAAUAUCGUCCGACAAGACGGCCAAAUGUGCCAUAUUCAAAAAAAUACGGCUGCGUUUUAGUUGGUGCUGAAAGCACUGAUCCUACACUGUUAACUAAAGAAUAUUGUGGGUUAUUUAGUAAUUCAGGUGUUAUGCCAAAAAAGAAUGUGGCACGGUUUAUGGUUUCGCCGCAAUCGGCCUUAGAAGCAGGCACACCUCUGAAUGUAAGGCAUUUUCGCGUUGGCGAAUUCGUUGAUGUGCGUGGCAAGACCGUGGAUCAUGGCUUCCAAGGAGUGGUAAAGCGUCACGGCUUUAAGGGUAUGCCCGCUUCUCAUGGUGUGACGAAGACCCACCGUCGUCCUGGCAACAUUGGCGGUGGUGGCGAAAAGGGACGAGUCUGGCCUGGCACUAAGCUGCCUGGUCACAUGGGCAACCGCUGGCGCAUUACUAAAGGCUUGCGUAUUUGGCGCAUCAAUACUAAAUACAAUGUCUUGUGGGUGCAGGGAAGUGCUGUUCCGGGAAGCACAAAUGGUCUGGUCUAUAUAUAUGAUACGAUAUUACCUCUACGCAAACCAAAGGAUGCGCCACCAAAUUAUGAGGAUAAUACAUUGAUAGAAGAUAUUUGGUUCGAACAGGUGCAUAAUUUCAAGGAUGAAAGUAUAACAUAUAAACCAGAGUAAUCCAGAUGUAUGCAAUAAAAAAUAUUACAAUUACGGCAUGCGUAAUCUGCUUUAAA